This is a messenger RNA of Gordionus sp. m RMFG-2023, 1594 nucleotides long. RefSeq lists its product as uncharacterized. The record is from RefSeq and is a predicted model, not a curated record. Bases 294 to 1319 code for a protein of 341 amino acids. NCBI's taxonomy places the organism in Eukaryota, Metazoa, Nematomorpha, Gordioida, Chordodea, Parachordodidae. The transcript is spliced from 5 exons.
AUAUAUAUAAAUACAAAGAAAUAACUUAAAUUUUUAACUUUUAUAAAAGAUUUAAAUUUAUUAUAAAUUUUACUUAAAAAGUUAUUAAAAGUUUUUAUUCCGUUUGAAGAUAACCCUUUUUUGCGAAGAAUAAAAAGAUAUUAUUUCAACUGAACCCUUGCUUCCCGACAUCAAAAAAAAAUAGGAAAAGAAGGAAUAACAUAUCGGAUCGUAAAUCAUACAGUGCUUCUCCAUAUAUUCCAGGAAGAAAAAAAAAAUUCGCGGAUUAGAACCAAUAAUUUUUCUGGGAAAUCAUGUUCCAUUAUAUCGAUAAAAGAUAUUUGCUUUUCGGGAUAUUCCUGGCGAUUUGUCAGAUGGCCAGUGUUCAAAAUGAACAGGAACGUUUAGCAAGCUGUGUUAAAGGCAAUUUCCUCUGGUGCCACCGAUGGAAGGGUAGAUUAUAUUUAGCUCCCAGAAUAUUCACUAGCAACCCAUACAAUAUCAUAGGCGAUGAGCAAGCCUUGCUAUCUUAUUUAAAGAAAAAUCCAGGAAUUCUAGAGAAAUUAAUGGAGAGCAAAAGAUUCUUGGGUUACGCCUCAGUGAACUCCGGCGGCGAAAGAAACAAAAGAUACGCCAAUGAUGCCGGCGACCAUCCGACUUCCUUGGGCAGGAGAUCUAAGUUAGUCCUCCGACAACAAAUGCUACCGGGAGGCGGUACGGUUAACGAUGUCGGAAAUCACGAUUGGGUAUCGAUGAAAGGCAAAAUGAGGAGGCAGAAACGGUUCCUGGGGUUUCAAUCCAAAUCCCUCCUCAGGUCAUACCCGGACAGAUUCGAAGAUUUCGAUCCAAUGAGUGACGAGACGUUCUUCACCGGCAAGUAUUACAAGUAUCCUUAUUACGGUUACAACCACUCCGUCAAAAGGAUCCCCUUCACCCACGACUUCCUGGGUAAGAGAAUACCCCCCCGACGAGGAAGUAGAUUGUACUUAGGACCAAGAAUAUCCUCCAACAGCCCGUACAAUGUCUUAGACGAGGACGAAUCUUUGCUAGCUUACUUGGAAUCGAAUCCCGAAAUCUUAGAGGAGUUAAAGGAAGACAAAAGAUUUUUGGGUUACGCGUCUACCGGUAGAAGGGAAGGUAGGAUGGCUAACAAAAGAUUCCUUGGAGCCAGCAACAUAAAGCGUUACAAAUUUCCUUACUACUCCUACAGCAACUACAUCAAGAGGAUCCCGUUUACUCACGACUUCCUGGGAAAGAGGUUCGACAUGGGCGGCACGAAAUCCAAUUGGUACCCAUCUUACGUCUUCAAGAAAUUGAGCACCCCGGAUUUUCUGGGAUAAAAUGAAAAAUUAAACAAUGAAAAAUGGAAUCCAAUCUUUACCCCCUCCCCCCAUCACUCCUCCAUUCUCCCAAAAGGUAGGAAUUUUUUUCUCAUAUUUUAACAUUAAAACUAUAUACAUAAAUACAUACUCAUUAAAUGGAAAAUUAUUAUCAAUUUCAUUUAUAUAUAUAUAUAUUUAUUUAUUUAUAUGAUGAUACAAACAAACUUAUACCCUUAAUAUCAUUAUUAAACAAACUUGUACACUUAAUAUCAAUAUUUUUAUAAUAAUUUUAU